AUGGUGAUGAGCUCUACAGUGGGACCAGACGGACGCUCUCAUGUUGAAAAAUACGCAAAGUCUACAAGUGGAAAUACACAACACCGUAUUCGGGAAACUAAGGAAGCUUAUAGCAACAGCGCUGACGGGAUAGACAGAUUAUUGUGGGAGCGUCAACUUCAAGAUCGGGGACGGCGUUUUGUUCAAGAGAAAAACAGAGGCACUGGGGAAGUCGUUUCAAACGAUGAAAUUGCUGGAAUGUCGCGAGAUGAUGAAUGCGAAAUAUUCGAUACAGAUUGGAAUCGUGCAGCACGACAACAUCUACCAAUCAGAUCUGGAUCGUCAUUGAUGCAAUUUGGAGAUCAUGAAGGCCGAUUUUCAACAACACGACAACAACCCCGACAGAUAGAAGCAGCAGAUGUCAGUGAUCGUCCCUCAAGGCGGAGCCACAGAUCAAGUCACGGUCAGCGCUACGCUUAA
Messenger RNA from Condylostylus longicornis, 459 nucleotides. Its product is annotated as myeloid leukemia factor 1-like. The record is from RefSeq and is a predicted model, not a curated record. NCBI's taxonomy places the organism in Eukaryota, Metazoa, Arthropoda, Insecta, Diptera, Dolichopodidae. The transcript is spliced from 3 exons. The coding region runs from base 1 to 459 and encodes 152 amino acids.